Phaedon cochleariae (mustard beetle) is the source of this 2919-nucleotide messenger RNA. Lineage: Eukaryota; Metazoa; Arthropoda; Insecta; Coleoptera; Chrysomelidae. The record is from the annotation of a GenBank genome assembly.
CUAUAUUUAUUUGACCUUUAAUUAUACUUAUAACUAAUACGAUACACAUUAUUUCGCAUUCGCUAUAACAUUAUUAUGAUUAACCCGAAUAAAUUUAAAGAGGAAAUGACAAUUCACCGUACAUAUCCAGAGUUUUCUGAAUGAUUACCAGAAUAUUCAUCAUAAUACGGUAGUAUAUCGAAAGUCGUUGAAAAGACACCAUGUUUUUGAAGAUAUUUUUCACGGAAUUAGUUUUUCUCUGUGCAACAACUAGUGGAGUGAUACAACUCAAAAUCGCUGGAGUUUUCGACAGUUUUCAACUGCACCAAUCCGCUUUUGUCUUCUCGAACGAGCUGAAGGACAUCGACAAGGGGUCAUCAGAUCUCCAAUUAUCGCCAGUAGUGAACAUCAACAUCUUCCCAGAUGACCCUUUCUCAGCCCUUCAAGGCACUUGCUCAUUCCUGAGACAAGGGGUGGUGGGAAUUUUCGGACCCCAGUCCAGUUCCAACAUAGACAUAAUCCAGUCCAUAGCUGGCAGGAAGGAGAUACCUCAAAUUCUAACGAGAUGGGUGAACCCUUCCCAAAUGGGCCCCGAUACGAUAAAUUUUUAUCCUAGUCCCCGCAAAUUGGCGUCUGCUUUCGUGGAUAUCAUCAGGAAACUGGAAUGGAGAAGUUUCACAAUCCUUUUCACGAAUUUCGAAAACCUUAUGAAGAUCACUGAUUUCAUCAAGCAAGCUGAAGACGAUGGUUGCAUAGUUUAUCUUGAAAACAUCGAUCCUGAUCAUUCUGGCAACUACAGGCAAAUUUUGCGAGAAGUGAUGAAUAAUGGCCAGACAAAUUUCAUUCUGGACUGCCCAAUCCAGGAAUUGGUGGAAGCUUUGGCACAAAUCCAGCAAGUUGGGAUGCUCACCAAAGACUAUAAUUAUAUUUUAUCAAAUCUUGAUGCACACACCAAAUCAAAUAGUGGAGAAAUGGAUAUUUUCAUGCACAGCGAAGCGACCAUAAGAGGGGUACAUCUUGUUAAUCCUCAAGGUGAGCAGUCUAUGAGAGUCAGCAAAGAACUUUGCUAUUUGUAUAAAAUUACCUUCAAUGAUGAAUGUAGCACCCUUCCAAAUCAUACACGCGAGAUGGACUUCGAAACAGCUUCCAUCAUAGACGCUGUUCAUGUAUUCAAAGAUGCCUUGCAUUCAGCUGGUGUCACAAAAGGCCAAUUUAUGGACUGUAAUGACACGGAAACAUGGGAACAUGGAGCUACAGUAAUUAAUAUUUUGGAAUCAGGUUCCUAUAGAGGUCUUACCGGUACAAUAGAGUUCGGUGACGAUGGAUUCAGGAGUACAUUUGAACUCACAAUUUACAAACUACAAGGGAAUCUCACAGAAAUAGGAACCUGGAAUACAGUAUCAGGUUUGGACAUGGAUUUGGAGAUGAAAUCGGAGUUGGUAGAAGGGGAAGAAGAUUUGACCGACAAAACUUUGAUUGUUAUGAUCACCUUAACAGAACCAUAUGCUAUGUUGGUAGAGUCCCCAGAUCGCCUGAUUGGAAAUGAAAAAUAUGAAGGCUUCGCAAUCGAUUUGAUAGAUGAAAUAGCCAAAUAUAUAGGUUUUCAAUUCGUUCUUGUUGUUAGAAGUGAUAACAAUCAUGGAGUAUUCAACCCUCAAUCUGGAAAAUGGACUGGGAUGAUUGGAGAUAUAAUUGAAGGAAAAGCUGACCUCGCGAUAUCUGAUCUUAGCAUAACCAAAGAUAGAGUUGAUCCAGUUGAAUUCACUCAACCAUUCAUGAAUACAGGUAUAGGUAUUCUCUUUCACAAACCAACAGAGUUUCCUGUAUUUUUCCACUUUGCCCAACCAUUUUCCAAGCAAGUCUGGAUAGCUUUGGGACUGUCAUAUUUAGCUGUAACAUUAACAUUAUUCAUUAUCGGUAGACUUACUCAUAGUGAAUGGGAACCUCGAGGAUCUCAGAUCAAUGGGCAAAUUUUGGAAAAUCAGUUGACUCUCUGUAACUCGAUGUGGAUUGCAGCAGGCAGCAUCUUCAGACAGAAUACUGGUGUUAGAUUGAAUUCUGUUCCAGCCAAUAUAGUUUCAAUAUGUUGGCGUGCCGUAUGCUUCAUAAUUCUGGCGAUGUUUAUUGCAUAUUCUGCGUCUGUUGAUAUCUAUAUAGAAAAAGAAGUACUUUUCAACGACGUCAAUGAUUUGGUUGUGAAUGCAGAAAAUCAUAAUAUCAAAUUUGGAGCUUUGAAGGGAGGUGCUACACAAUCAUUUUUCAAGAAUUCCAAAUCACCAGUUUAUGAAGAAAUAUCCAAUUAUAUGGAUGAACAUCCAGAGGACCUAUCAGUGUCGACCAGAGAAGGUAUAGAGAGAGCAGAAAAUGAACAUUAUGCUUUCUUCAUGGAGUCUGCUACUAUCGAUUAUACUAUAAAGAGACAUUGCAAGUUGGCAAGUUACGGUGGAUUGUUGGACAGCAAAGGAUUUGGCAUUGCAGUGAGAAAAGGGUCACCUCUUUUGACACCUCUCAAUAGGGCAAUUUUGAAGCUGCAUACAUCAGGGGACAUAAUGAGGAUCAAACAAAAAUGGUGGGAGGAGAAAAACAUUGAAGAAGCAUGUGAGGAUACCGCUGACCAAGAACCCACUGAAAAGGACCUGGUUCACCUUCAGGGACUUUUCUGGAUAACAAUCGUCGGUACGAUUUUUUCGCUGUUCUGCGCCAUAGUCGAGUUCAUUGUCCACGUCCGAAGUCUCAGCAAGAAAUCGAAUCAGCCUUUCGGAUCCACGUUUUGUCGAGAGCUGAAAGGAAGCUUCAGAUCGAGAAGAAUAGCUGACCACAAUAAUUCAGAGUUGCAUGUUAAGUCUGAAGAUGAAAGAAAUACGACAACCGAAUCGGUUGAAUUAAUUUAAUGAAUUCAAAUAAAUAUAUACUCAACUUGUCUUUUCAUGCACGUGUAUA